AUGAGUGAUCAAUAUAAAAAUGACAUUGAUCGAAUUUAGAAACUAAUUGUAUCUAUUAAAACUGAUAUCAAUAAACGAGAAUAAAAAAAGAAUGCUGGAUAAUAGUUUACCAUAAUUGAAGGUGAAAUUCGAGCUUAAUUGACAAAUUUAGGUACGAAUCUCUUCUAAGAUUUUAAGAUCGUGAUUUAGUGCUUCUGGGGGAUCUGAUGAGACUUUAAGAGAAUACCUUGAUGCAGAAGGAAUAGGAGAAACGCAGAAAUUAAUUAUAAGAGUUUAAGAAUUAGAGGGAUCUCAUCUCCGAGCAAUUCAAGAAAGCUGUUCUUGAAACCAAAUAAGAGAAGCAAGCAGCUCCAAAAUAAAUGGCUGAAUUAAGCAACAUGUCAAAUCGAGAACUUUUCAAGAAUUAAAAAGAUCUCUAACAAGAAUAAGAGAAAUUACUAGAUUAGACCUAUGAACAAGUAAUUUUAUUUUUUUAUCAUAAGACAAUGGGUUUAAAGUAUUCAGGAUAGAAUAUAAAUCAAACCUUGAAUCAAUAGAUUGUAGAUCUUAAUCGUUUAAAUGAUGAUGUGGAUAAAACCAAUAAAAACAUGACAUUCGUUAAUUCCAAAUUUGCAUCAAUCAUCUCAAAGUCUUCAAAUUGUUGGCUCAUAAUAAUAAUUGUGAUUGAAAUCGUUUUGCUCCUCUGUUUUAUCCUUUUCCUUUGAAAUGUGAAGUCAUUAAUUGUGUAUGAAGCACUC
Messenger RNA from Paramecium octaurelia, 737 nucleotides. NCBI's taxonomy places the organism in Eukaryota, Ciliophora, Oligohymenophorea, Peniculida, Parameciidae. The record is from the annotation of a GenBank genome assembly.